Messenger RNA from Schistosoma bovis, 2610 nucleotides. NCBI's taxonomy places the organism in Eukaryota, Metazoa, Platyhelminthes, Trematoda, Strigeidida, Schistosomatidae. The record is from the annotation of a GenBank genome assembly.
AUGAAGGUAGAGGAGUUUUACUCCUUGUUAGGAGAAAGACGAAAAAUUUUAGCAGAUAUUCUACUCUCUAAAUUUGGAAAAGACUUGGAAAACAUACAGAACUCAUGUAAUGAUGCGUGCGCUGCCCAGAAAGAUUUUCUUGAUGUUGAUGAUGAAGUAGAGAACCAAAUAAAUUCGAUAGCUACAAAUCGUUACGAGAGGUUAAUAAAUGAUAUUGAGCUUCAGGCAAAAGGACUCAAGUUACCCAGAACGGAUGAUAAAGAAACUAAAGUUGGUCUUGAUAAAAUGAUUCACUUGUAUUUAAAACGUCAAAGCAACAUCAUAGAUAAUGAUUCCAACCUGGAAAAGAACCGUGAAAAACUAUGUCGUUUGUUAGAGACUGCCAGAUCACAGAAGAAUUCUGGUAAUACAGUCGUCAAAAAGCUGAAGGGAUCUGCAUCGCGUAAGAUUCGUUCAGCUGUAUCACAAAGUUUCACGAAGCACACACGCCGGGUUCCAGGCUUGAAUGCUAAGUCAGAAAAAAUCCCUGUUGAUCACUGGCCCUCGUCAGAAAAUGGCUUUUUCUGUUUACUUAGAGGAUUUCUUACACAUGGGGGUGUACGGAGGAGAUUAACUACAGCUCAGAUUUGUGAAUAUGUUCGUGAAUGGCAAGUUUGCAAUCAAAACAGGUUAAGAACGGUUGGGAGAGGUUGCAGCUGGAUCGAUCGGGUUGAAGACUGGUCUUCUGUAACUCAUCAUGCAUUAGAUUUUCUUACCGCAGAAAGUUCACCCGAAAGUGUCAUACGUAACAGUUCUCGCCGGCUUGUAUGUCCGAGACCGUUUGUUAGUUUAAAACCGCGCAUUCAUCAGUGGUGUUGGCUCCUGUGCCCCCCAUCAGGAAUAAACCCUAAAGUCGACCAAGAAUGGAUCCAAAAAUUUGAACUGGAAACCAGAGAGUUGACGGGUUUAUUUUCUGACUGGCUUCGAGCUCCUCGUGGUCUUGGUGGGUUGACAGAUGCAGUUUUGUCGAUAACAGACUCCUCGCUUUUGAGUGGGAGGAAUAAAGUCAAAUCCGUUAAGAAUACAAAUUCUUCAGUUAAGGAAAAACAGUAUUCUGGAGGAUCUGAUGGUGACGGUGAUGUAGAAGACUCAGAAAUUGAUGAAGGUGAAAGAUGUUUACGAAUAGAUGAUUGCCAAGUUGAGUCAGAUGAUGGCGAUAAGAAAAGUGGAGACAUCCAAAAGAUUAGAAGAAACAUUUCAUCAAAACACUCUCAACAGUCAAUAUCCCAUGAAGAUAAUCGACUUUAUUCCGACGAUGAUAUCCCUCCACCACUUUAUCCAACUAAAUGGAAACUCCGACCAUUUUCAAAGGAAGAGAAGGCUGAUUUUCAAUUGCAAGAAGCUGAACGUUUUUCUCAUCCAUGGUCUCCAUUUGUUUAUCACAUACAAAACUACUGCGCUGUAGUUGGACCGUUACGCUCAGCUCCAAGUGCUUUAAGUCAUGACUUAGUGUUGUAUAAUUCUGGUCGUAAUUGGUCUGGUAACUCAAAGGCUAGAGACCAUCCUCUACUGCGGCUUGACCGCCCUAUGUUUGUAAGUUUAGCUGAAAUUGUCCGAGACGCUGUGGCUUGUUUGCCCAAUGGAGAAGGUACUCGUGCAGAUAUCACCACCCUUGUACAGAAUAGCGGUUUUUUAUUGCCGAAUGUCAAUCCACGCCAGUUACAACAAUGUGUCAGUUCUGCGUUGGAUCGAUUACAAGGUGAAACUUCUGAUCCGUCGGUCUACUUUAAUAACAAUCGUCGUAUGUGGAUUUAUCGUCACAGACAUAGGACUGUUGAAAAGUUUGCUGAACUACACGAGGCAAGAUGUGCUGUUAAUGAAACCAAGAAAAUUAUUCAACGUGGUGGUAGUACAUCUGUUCUGAAUAUUAACCAAACAGUUAAACCUACUAAUAAAUUAAUUCCUGACAAGUAUCCAGAAUAUUCUAGCAAACAAAAUAAUUUACGACAUAAUUCUUCAAAAUAUUCUGGACGUUAUCAUCACAGUGGCAGACAUAUUCAAUCGGGUUAUAUCAGUCGAGAUUAUGGGUAUAUGGAAUUAAACAGAAACUAUUCAUUUAUUGAUGAUGAUCAUAUACCUGAUAUUGAAGAAUUAGAGGCAGCUGAUGAAGUCAAUAUGAUGGAAUAUAAUUGUACAUCUGCUAAUUAUUCAGUGAAUUCUAAUAAUGUCAAAGGUCAUAUUGGUACAGUGGUUGAUAACACUGAGUAUGAUGAUGAUAAUGAAGUGGAUUAUGAAAAUGAAAUUCUAAGUGCUUGGGAUGAUGAUAAUUCUACCGAUCGAAUAAUCAAUCCUCCUACUGGUCAACAACGAGGCAAUCAACAAUUCAACAAAAUGCCUAGAUACUUGGAUCCAUUUCAGUCAAGAAGUCCAACAUCAUUUAUAUUGCCAUCAAAUAAUUAUUCUCAGUCAACCAGUAAUUACAAACAAUCACGAUUAAAUGAUUCUAAUUAUUCAUCGAAUUCGAAACGGAUUCAUAAAAACUACACAACUGCUACUGCAGAUGAUGAUGAUGACGUUGAAAUUGGAAACUAUAUUAUUGACAGUGAAGAGAUAAACGAGGAAUAUUUCUAA